Ananas comosus (pineapple) is the source of this 1529-nucleotide messenger RNA. Its product is annotated as putative transglycosylase H16_A0665. The transcript is spliced from 5 exons. The coding region runs from base 195 to 1292 and encodes 365 amino acids. Gene Ontology annotation, molecular function: peptidoglycan glycosyltransferase activity. Lineage: Eukaryota; Viridiplantae; Streptophyta; Magnoliopsida; Poales; Bromeliaceae. The record is from RefSeq and is a predicted model, not a curated record. Gene Ontology annotation, biological process: peptidoglycan biosynthetic process.
GAACAUCGAACGGACGGUAACAUUUUAUUUUUGCUACAAUGAGCCAACAGCUGAUACGGUCGCAUGUGGAAAACGGUAUCCGCGAGUGAGUGAACGCGGCGCUUGUGACUUAAAAUAGCCAUCCGGGUAGCACCACUGACCGACCAACCAACCAAAAAGCCCCGAACCCGAACUCGAAAGAGCGAGCGCGAUCCAUGCAUCCGCUCAUGUCACUGCGCGCCCACACCCACCCGCUUUCGAACCCGGACGCCGCAUAUCCCUGCUACUCCGACGACAACCUCCUCGUCGGCUUGCGCCGUUACUCCCUCACGCUGCCCCUCCCGCUCCCGUCGCGGAACCGGAACCGGAACCGGAACCGGAACCGCCUACCCUCGGCGCUGUGCGCGAAUGGUCCUCUGCCGCAACUGCCCAUCAACGAGUCCUCGUCCUACUCGUCGAGGCCGAAGCCGAAGCCGAAGCCGAAGCCGAAGCCAAAUCCGCUUCCCGUUCUCCUCGCCUCUGCUGGCUUCCUAUGCUGCGCCCGCGCCUUCCUCCGCUAUCUUCCGUCAGACUUUCCUGAGCGGUGGCGUCUUCUGCUGGAGUUCGCAGAGGGUGCGGAGGCGAAGGUGACGCAGCAGCUGCCCGCGCACCUGAUCCAGGCCGUCCUGGCCUCCGAGGAUCGCCGCUUCUUCUACCACUUCGGCGUCGAUCCGUAUGGUAUUGCACGGGCUGUCGUCCAUUACCCCAACGGUGGGGGCGGGAGCACCCUCACCCAGCAGCUUGUGAAAAAUGUCUUUUUGACAAACGAGCGUAAAAUUUCCAGGAAGUUCGUUGAGGGAAUAUUAUCCUUGUUUUUAGAGAGAAGAAUGUCAAAAUGGGAAAUUCUGUAUUCUUAUUUGAAUAAGAUGUAUUGGGGACAUGGAAAGUACGGAAUUGAAUCAGCAUCACUUUUUUACUUUGGUAAGCAUCCUUCUGAUCUUAAUGUGGGGGAGUCAGCCCUACUUGCUGGGAUAUUGCCUUCUCCUGAGACCCUUAACCCAUUUACAAGUCCAAACAGGGGAAAAUAUUCUCAAGCACGGGCAUUAAGAAGGAUGGUGGCAGCAGGAUUUCUUGAUCUAGAAACAGCACUUCUGAUUGUGAAGCAACCCCUUUCCUUUCCUGCUGAACUUGGAAACACAAAUGAGGAUUCCAAAGACGGCCGCAAAGAAAUUAGGUGUUGCUCAGCUAUCAAAGACAAUAUGGGAUUGGAAGAUGGCAUGCGUAUCAUGGAAAGCGGCAGAAGACAUGAAAAACUGGGCAUUGCGGGUGCAUAAAAGCAGCCAGUAGAUAUUUAUUUCGAAAAUUUCAGCUGGCAAAAGUGAGCAUAGAUAUGCAUUUCUUUGGCUAGUUGUUAAAAAGGGUGAUUGAUGGGAAGUGCGCGACGCUGUUGUCGAUACAGGGCUAUUCUUUACUUUUUUUUUUAAAAAUUUUUGUGCUUAAUAUUAUUCUUGACUUGUGCCGUGCCGCAGAUUUAAAUAAACCACCAGUUUGUUGUUGUUCUUUACACGUCA